This is a messenger RNA of Pristis pectinata (smalltooth sawfish), 5263 nucleotides long. RefSeq names its product RUNX1 partner transcriptional co-repressor 1 (gene runx1t1). Gene Ontology annotation, biological process: DNA-templated transcription; negative regulation of DNA-templated transcription. Gene Ontology annotation, molecular function: transcription corepressor activity. The coding region runs from base 885 to 2636 and encodes 583 amino acids. Gene Ontology annotation, cellular component: nucleus. The transcript has 11 exons. The record is from RefSeq and is a predicted model, not a curated record. Lineage: Eukaryota; Metazoa; Chordata; Chondrichthyes; Rhinopristiformes; Pristidae.
GUGUUUCGUAUCGUUUAGCUAGUUGAAUGUUAUAAAAAAAAACUAACAGACUGGAAACAAGCCAGCAGAAGGGGGAUUAUGAUGCAGAUCUCAGAGUAGCUGGAUUCUGGAAGUCCCGUUUUAAUAGCAGAUCGCGAUAAGACACGGGGAGGGAAGCCAGGAGCUCUCGCUGGAGCAGAUGGCAGAGAAGGAAAGUGCUUGAGCCUAGCCCGAAUGCAGCAACAGCAGCAGCCCUUCCCUCUGAGCUCCCGGCAGCCGGGCUUGGGAAAGCAUCACCAGGGAUCAAGGCGCACAAACACAGCUCUCAGAGAGAGGGGAGGGAGAGAGAUAGAGAGCAGGAGACACUCCACCAGUUUAUUGUUAACAUAUUCUUGACCUCCUGACCUCUUUCACGACACAGAUGUCUGCUCUACCUCUUUCAACUCCCCCUGGCUAAACCCCACCCACCCCGCACCUGGGGAGUGAGGAACCAGUUCCAGAGCCAGGCUGCUUUGCGGACAGGACUCCUCAUUUCAACUGCUAGCUGCUAACAAGACUAUCUGCCGGCUGUGCACGUCUAUGGAGGGCGGCUGCCUGGAGUUUGUCUUCUGAUCUGACAUCGUCACGGUCGAUCCUGCUGGGGCUGCUAGCAUCCAAAGGAAGCAACACGUUUAUAACAUAUAUCUCUUUUAAAAAGCAAACAAGUUCUCCCACUUUCCUUUUCCCUGAAGUUGGCAAUAGUCCUUCUUGCUGGGGAGAUCUGAAGUUUUCAGCUUUUUCUUCAGUUGGCGCCGAGUUUUACUUGUGGACGGAUCUGCUUGGUUACAGGAAGAAACUUACAUUCUUUCCUCCUUGUUUAUUUCGUGGCCGAGGUCUGGAAGUUCUGUAAUUUAAUAAAUAGACGAAUGGUUGGACUCUCUGGAUCUUAUCAACAUCACAGUGAGAAGCGCUCCACGAUGCCAGACUCCCCUGCAGAUGUAAAAACACAAUCCAGGUUGACACCUCCAACAAUGCCACCUCCUCCAAAUAACCAAGGAGCACCUCGAACAAGCUCAUUCACGCCAACAACAUUAACAAAUGGCAACAGUCACUCACCUACUGCAUUGAAUGGGGCACCGUCUCCUCCAAACGGCUUCAGUAAUGGAACCUCUUCUUCUGCCUCUUCCACACUGGCAAAUCAGCAGCUGCCACCAGCCUGUGGUGCUCGACAGCUCAGCAAGCUGAAGAGAUUUCUAACGACCUUGCAACAAUUUGGCAAUGAUAUUUCACCAGAAAUUGGCGAGAGAGUGCGAACCUUGGUGCUAGGAUUAGUGAAUUCUACCUUGACAAUUGAAGAGUUUCAUUCCAAACUUCAAGAAGCUACGAAUUUCCCUCUCCGACCUUUUGUUAUACCAUUUUUAAAGGCCAACCUGCCCCUGCUCCAGAGGGAGCUACUUCACUGCGCGCGCUUGGCCAAGCAGAACCCAGCACAGUACCUCGCACAGCAUGAGCAGCUGCUGCUGGAUGCCAGCACCACCUCACCCGUCGACUCCUCCGAACUGCUGCUUGAUGUUAAUGAAAAUGGGAAAAGGCGAACUCCAGACAGAACCAAAGAGAAUGGCUACGAUCGUGAGCCUUUGCACUCAGAGCAUCCCAGCAAGCGGCCCUGCACUAUAAGUCCCAACCAACGGUUUAGUCCAAAUAAUGGGUUAUCCUACCAGCCCAACGGCCUGCCUCACCCAACACCACCCCCACCUCAGCACUACCGUCUGGAUGAUAUGGCCAUGGCUCACCAUUACAGGGAUUCAUACAGACAUCCCAACCACAGAGACCUCAGGGACAGGAAUAGACCUCUCGGGAUGCAUGGCACCCGUCAAGAAGAAGUGAUUGAUCAUAGACUAACGGAUAGGGAAUGGGCAGAGGAGUGGAAGCACCUUGAUCAUCUUUUAAACUGUAUCAUGGAUAUGGUAGAGAAGACAAGGCGAUCACUUACAGUCCUUCGGCGAUGUCAGGAAGCUGACCGUGAGGAGCUUAAUUAUUGGAUCAGGCGAUACAGCGAUGCAGAGGAUAUAAAAAAAGGUAGCGGCAACAGCAGCCAUUCCAGACAACAGAGUCCUGUGAAUACCGAUCCUGCCCAACUAGAUUCCCAUCGGGAGUUCCUCCACAGGCCAUCUGGUCAUUUGCCAGAGGAAAUAUGGAAAAAAGCUGAAGAGGCAGUGAAUGAAGUGAAGCGCCAGGCAAUGUCUGAGCUGCAGAAAGCUGUGUCAGAAGCAGAGAGGAAGGCCCAUGACAUGAUUGCUACAGAGAGAGCCAAAAUGGAGCGCACAGUAGCAGAUGCGAAAAGACAAGCUGCAGAAGAUGCACUCGCAAUUAUUAACCAGCAGGAGGAUUCCAGUGAGGUAAGUUGUUGGAACUGUGGACGCAAGGCCAGCGAGACCUGCAGCGGCUGCAAUACAGCACGAUACUGUGGUUCAUUCUGCCAGCAUAAGGACUGGGAAAAGCACCAUCAUGUGUGUGGACAAACCCUUCAGGCCCAACAACAAAGUGAGGUGGCCACAGGCAGCUCAUCUGCAACACCCAGCAGUGGGGCAGGAAGCCCAGUUGACACACCACCAGCAACCACUUCCAGGUCGACCACUCCAGCCACUCCAUCCACAAUAGAAACGACCCCACGCUAAAGAUACAAAUUGCUCAGUCACACAAAAAUGAAAAGGAAAAUAAAACUCUUAUACUAUCAAAGGAGUAACUAAUCUGGAGUAGUAGUGAGUUACGAAGGCCAGUAAUGGGUCACACUUACUUACUAUGAAAAAACAAAGAUAUUAUUUGUUCAUCUUUUUUCUUGUUUGUAAACUGCAGAGAAGGCAGAGAGCAUCGCAAAAGUAAAUUUGACCUCUUCCCUCGUUAUUUUUCCAGUAGCUGGGAUUAAAACUAGGUAACCUCAUAAGCAGAUGCUUUAUCAGACAACAGACCAAGGGAUUGCUAAUUAUUGUACAAAGCAAAAAUGCUAAUAUUAAAGGACACGUUGUUCUUUUCUACAAUAAUGAAAAAUAAAUCUCUUGCAAAACCCUCAAGGGCACAUGCGUUGGCUACAGCAUAGACAUUUUAACAAGAAGAUGAAUGGCGUUCAUGGGUUACCGACUGAACUCUGAAGACCUGCAACAAAAUGUGCAGCUGUGCAGCAGAUUGGAAGGAAGCACAGAUGUUCAUCCUUUCCUCCAAAAAAAACAAUAUCCAGGUCAACAGAAUGAAGAAUUGAAUCUGUUUUUUGCAGUGGGAUGUAUGAAUACAACAACAAAGAAAAUGCUAUAAUAAGAGGCUUUCAAUCUUAAUGAGAAACAGCCUGCAUUGGAUUUACAUUUUUUUGGCAGACACUGUCUACCAGCUGCCCUCAAUAGAGCAUUUCUACACUUUUACAAGGUUCCACAUAGUAAGACAAUCAGGUCUGUUCCUGCUCAUUUUUUUGAUAAUGAAAUGGUGGCUACAGCACUGGCCCAUUCUGUGUUCUCAUCCAUCUGUUCAGAUUUGAAGUAGUUCUCUUGGUGUUAAAACACUUCUGUCCUGUGAGGUUCCCUAUGGUGUUCUUGUAAAUGUGUUGGACAAAUGUGAAGAUCCAUUGUAGCUAACCAUGCCCACAUUUAGUCUAUUAUUCCUAGUUGGUGAUAGACCUGUAUCUUUCUAUGCUGCCUUUAUAUCUGUAUGUAUUAGUGAUAUUUCUCUGGUAGUUCCCACAAUGGAAUUAUUUUGUUGUCCUCAAAUGAAAAAGAAAAAAAAGCUAUCUAUCUGAGCUGCUAUUUCACUCUGUUUAGGAUUUAUAAGACUUAGCAUGCGUCACGGAAUGCUAACAUAUUGGUGUUUUGUAAGAGGGAUGUACAUAAAUGUACUUGCACUGUCACAAUGACUCCCUAGGCAUGCUUAUUUGGGCAAACUCUUAAUAUGCUAGAGCCAUUUCACAGAGUUAGCUAUAGGUUAGAGUAGCUGUGAAUUUCAUUUCUUUGACAAACUGGUCACUUUUACAAGUGGCAUUUUAUAUAAUGAGAUCAUACAAGAGGACAGUGCAUGCAUAUCACUGCGAGGUCAUUAAGUAUUGCUGAUUUAAAAAAAACUUUUAUCUUAAAAAUACUCCAAAUGCUGAGGUGUAGAUUGACAGCUUUAACACUGCUGAAUGCCAGGUAUUAACAGUAUUAAAAAAAAGGGAAGUCAGCCAAAGACUGAUCCGACGGACCAAAAUCAGAAAAAAAAAGCACCAGUAAUUGUUUCAAAGCAGUCAGCAGGUUAAACGAUUUCAGCAAGUUUCAGUAAAUUCAUUGUAUAAUCCAAAAACCAGAUGUCAUACACGUAUAUAUCGGAUGCUGUGAUGUAUGUGAAAACAGCACUGUUUUAUUAACACUAGUGUGUGAAAGGAUUAGUGCAUCACAUUACUGAUCUACUUACUUUAAUUCAGGGCACCCUGUGUAAACCAAUUCUCAGAGUUCUUCUCUUUUCUCCUGUUUUGCUACAGACUCCUCAGUGGCAAAGUUUCACUCUACCUCUGACAGCAUGUAUAUUGCACCAGUAGCUAAACUAACUGGUAUAGUCAAACCAAAUGGGCACAAGAGAACCAGGAAACCAAAAGUAAGCUCAUACAGCUGCAAACCAUAUCACUACUUGGUAACAAUGCAGACCUCAUACCUGAACUUUUGUUAGUUUCCUUUUAAGCUUGUCACUUAUACAGAUUAUGUGAGAGUAUAAUUUGUAGGUAUAAACGCAUAAAAAAAACUUCAUUAAUUACAGUUUAAAGGUUGGUUGCUGAUAGGAACGGGGGUGGGGGGUCCUCUCUGUUGUGAGACGUACUUGUGACAGGACCACCUGUCUUUGUUGUGUAGGUGCAUGUCGUGGAACAAAAAUGGGGAAAAAAAAAGCAAAGGCCAGUUAAAUUAUGCAAAGCAUGCCUAUGCCUGGAAUACUUAAGAAAGGGACUCCAUAUUGUCUGGUUUCUGAAAGGACAGAAAAUUGGAGAAUUUGAAAUGCAGAUUGAAGUAAAAUUUUGGUUCUGCAACUUUAUUGUGAAAGUUGUUGUGCAAUACUUAAUUCAGACAUGUACCACAAGUUAACGGUAGACUAACUUUUUGGGGGGUGUCUAGACAUCAUGCUUUUGUCAGCAUAUUUCUGAGCUUUUAAGUCUACUAUGUCUAAACUGUGGUUCCUUGAUUAUCUUUUUUUUCUUUAGUUGGACUGUAUUGUAUGGUCUGUCAACCUGUGAAUCUUUAAAGUAUGAUUCAGGUAUUGUUGUAUUCCUUACUGUGUAAUAAAAAUUUUACUAUCUGUA